AUGAAUAUUGCGUCAGAUUUUAAGAAAUACUGGAACGUAGAAAACUGCGUGGGAGCUGUUGAUGGCAAGCAUAUAGCCAUCCUUCAACCCCCUGGUAGUGGAUCUUACUUCUAUAACUACAAGAACUUUUUCAGCAUAGUAUUGCUCGCUGUGGUUAACGCGAACUACGAGUUUAUAUAUGUGAAUUGUGGAGUUGAUGGACGAGUGUCUGACGGGGGAGUUCUCUUUGAAACAGAUUUCGGACAAAAGUUGGAAAAUGGCCAGUUGAAUUUACCAUCGCCAACGAGCUUUGCGGACCAGAGAGAUGUAUGUUUACCUUUUGUUUUGUUGGAGAUAAAGCUUUCCCCUUAA
Messenger RNA from Macrosteles quadrilineatus (aster leafhopper), 351 nucleotides. RefSeq lists its product as uncharacterized. NCBI's taxonomy places the organism in Eukaryota, Metazoa, Arthropoda, Insecta, Hemiptera, Cicadellidae. The transcript has a single exon. The record is from RefSeq and is a predicted model, not a curated record. Bases 1 to 351 code for a protein of 116 amino acids.